Molecule: messenger RNA, 2067 nt
Organism: Macrobrachium nipponense
Lineage: Eukaryota; Metazoa; Arthropoda; Malacostraca; Decapoda; Palaemonidae
Exons: 1
Coding region: 1-2067 (688 amino acids)
Molecular function (GO): catalytic activity
Source: RefSeq, a predicted model, not a curated record
AUGGAUUCCAGUAAUAGAAGAAUAAAAUGUGCCUUACUGAAUGCGCAGUCAGUACGCAACAAGACAACAGAAUUAAGAGAAUUAAUCUGUGAACAAGGAAUAGAUGUGUUCGCUAUAACAGAAACAUGGCUAAGUGCUACUGAUAAUUUGAAAAUUAAUGAACUAUUGCCGGACACUCAUAAAUUUUUUCACACACCACGUAAUUUUGGUCAGGGAGGUGGGGUUGGCAUUGUCUUAUCCAAAACAUUUACAAACGUUAGAAUUAGGGUUGUUGGAUCAUUUGUGAGUUUUGAGUAUUUAGCCUUGGAGUUUAAGGCCUAUAAUGUACAGUUUUUAUUUUUAGUAGUAUAUCGUCCUCCUCAGCUAAGUAAGGCUACGUUUUUAGAAGACUUUUCUGUAUUCUUGGAUUGUUUUGAAAAUGAAAAAUGUAAUGUAUAUAUAUGUGGAGAUUUUAAUAUGUGGUUAGAGGAUUAUAGAGAUACAAAUGUAAAGAAGUAUAUUGAUAUAAUGAACAAUAUGAAUUUUGUUAAUAAGGUGAAUGUAUUUACCUGUAGGUCAGAUCAUAUUUUAGACGCUGUGUUUUGUUUUAUGGGUGAUAAUUACUUUAUGAAUUUGAUAGUGGAGCUAGAUUUUUCUAUCUCUUUUUACCACAAGCUUAUUAUGUUUGAUAUUUCAGUCUUAUUACCAAGUAAACUUAGGACUAAAAUAACAUUUAGGAACAAACGGUCAUUAGACUCUACUGUACUAAUAGAUGUGGGCGUUACUGUUAUUGAAGAAAAAUAUAAUGAACCCUGUGGAUGUACUGACUUAAAUAGUAGCAGAAAUAUUUCUGUAGGUGAAUGUGUGGUCUGUCUUGUUGCCUUGUAUUUUUCUGUAUUUUCCAAAGAAUAUGAUAAAAUGUGCCCUGUGGUAGAGAAAGAUAUUGUCAUAAGAGACAGCUCCCCAUGGUUCAAUGCUGCAAUUAGGGAAGCUAGGAAAAAACGGAGGUUGGCAGAGUCACGUUGGCAUAAGCGUAAAACAAAGAGAAAUCGAAUGUUAUAUGUGGAAGCUAGGAAUGAGGUAAAUAGAUUAUUAAGAGAUGUAAAGAAGACAUAUUAUAAUGAAAAAGUAACUGAGGUUGGGUCCAAUAUCAAAAGGCUGUAUUCUGUGUUCGAUGAACUUUUAGGGAAAAUGAAGAGGCAUGUUUUACCAGACGGGAGGUCUGAGCUUGAAUUGGCAAAUGAAUUUGCUGAGUUCUUUGAGUCAAAGGUUGCCUGUUUACUUUGUAACUUCACAGCUGAUGUUUCUUGCCCCUAUCCUUACUUUCCUGAUUUUCCUUUCUCAAAGUUUUUGCAGUUUAGGCCAAUUUCACUCGAUGCUUACAAAACUAUGUUCAUUAGUUCUGGCCGCUCUUAUUGCAGUAACGAUCCUUUUCCAAUAAAUGAGGUCACCGACGCCCCGAACAUAGAUAGGUUAUUGCAAUUGCAGCUUCGAAUAGUCAACUUGAGUAUUACUAAGAGCUUGGUUCCGUCCUCUGAAAAAGUUGCUAUCAUUAAACCAUCUCUUAAAGGAUCCCUUGAUCAUCAAGAAUUGAAAUCUUACAGACCAAUUUCUAACUUGUCUUUUUUGUCAAAAAUGAUCGAGACUUCCGUUUUAGACCAACUCACUCAGCACUUGAAAGUAAUUGGAGCUAUUCCUGAAGAUCAGUCGGCUUAUCGGAAAUUCCAUUCUACUGAAACAGCUCUUUGUGCCGUAAUGAAUGAUUUGUUAGGUUUCUCUGAUGACGGUAAAUGUAGCUUGCUUAUUCUCCUAGAUCUUAGCGCUGCUUUUGAUACAGUGGUUCAUGAAGUGUUAAUAGAGGAUAUGACUGCUAUUGGGAUCGAUGGGGAUGCUCUUAAAUGGUUUAAUAACUAUUUAUCGAAUAGAUCUUUCAAGGUGAAGGUUAAAGAUAGAUAUUCUGAAAGUAGAAAGCUCACCACGGGUGUUCCACAAGGAAGCGUACUUGGCCCGGUUCUUUUUAGUAUUUAUACAAUCGAGUUGUCUUGGAUAUUUAAAUUACAUGGCGUUCAAUGUAAAUUUUUUUGCUGA